GCAGUGUUGAAUAACGUUUGAACCUUAACAGCUGUGGGAAAAAUCAAUUUUGCAACUCCCUCUCGCAUUUCUGAAGAAACUUGUCCGCGAGAAAAGCACGGAUAAAAAUGACCAACGGAGACUGCUUUGUUGUUUUGCCCGAGAACUGUGCCGAAGGAACGUUGAUCAUUGGUCGCAAUGCGGAGGACGAAAAAAACGUCAACAUUGCCUCGGAGGUUUGCUUCUACGAUGCCACCGAAGUGCUUGAGGGGAAGACUGACGGUGGAGCUACUGCCGAGACGGGCGGCGAUGUGUUGCGUGUCAUACUGCAAAAACCGAAGCCGGGUCUCUGGGGUGGUGACUUCGGGGCCAACGAACGCGGAGUGGCCCUAGGUCUCACCUGGGCGGCAGGUGAAACCAAGGCCAGGGACAGCGACAGCCUGCUGGGGACGGAUAUAGUGCGCUUGACUUUGGCUGUGGCCAAAGACGUGGACGAUGCUGUGGACCGGAUUGGAGCUUUGGUGGCCAGUCACGGUCACGACAACUCCAAAAUGAACUUCAUCGCUUGUGAUGCAGUUGCUGCCUGGUUUGUAAGCUGCUCUGGCAAGGUAUGGGCCGCCGAGAAAUUGGAGGCCAGCUUUUUGCGGUUGCCCUCCGGUGGACUGGCUGUAACAACUGUGGUGAACAAGUCAAGCGAGGGAUUGGAUGAUGCCGCCAGUUUUGCCGCUGCUCAUGAUGCUGAGGCCCAGGCCCCGGCAGAGGAUUGGUGUGGUCCCAAGCCAGCUGGCGAUGGAACAUACACCCAGCACGAUAUGUUUGAGACACUACGUGCCGCCAGUAAUGCGAGCAGCUCAAGGGCGGCCACCGUUUCAGUGUUGUCGGCGAAGGGAAUUUCGUGCCAUUGGUUUACCGGCACGCCCAAUGCCGCCGAGUCUGUGUUCAAGCCGUUCGUUUUUGCCCCAAAGCCGAGAAUCUCGCCUCUCACCCAAGUGCAGGCGGAUGCAGACUUGACGUUGCUGCACAAGCUACACUCUCAACGCAAGCCGGCCGCCUUGGAGCACUUGCGCAGCCUGGAGCGCUCCUGCGUGGACGAGCUAAAUAACUAUUUCUCUCUGCAGGAUCACGCCAGCGACGAGCUGGACGAACUGCUCAAGGACUGCGUCGAGGCGGAAGUCAAGUUCUAUCGCUAGACCAACGAAUACUGUCUAUAU
Messenger RNA from Drosophila santomea, 1190 nucleotides. RefSeq names its product secernin-3. The transcript is spliced from 3 exons. Gene Ontology annotation, molecular function: cysteine-type exopeptidase activity; dipeptidase activity. Bases 108 to 1169 code for a protein of 353 amino acids. The record is from RefSeq and is a predicted model, not a curated record. Gene Ontology annotation, biological process: proteolysis. Lineage: Eukaryota; Metazoa; Arthropoda; Insecta; Diptera; Drosophilidae.